AGCGAGUGUUACUCUGUAGUUGGCUCCAUCCCCUUUGGAACUGUCAAUUUGCAGAAGUGGCCAAUGCGGCAAAGCCCUAGAAAAUUCUUUGAUUUUGCUUAGUUCGUCGAGCUUCACUUUCACUCCUUUGUUUCGCAAUCCUUAGGAGAUAAUGACGGUCGUGGCGGUGGCGAUGGAGGAAAGAUUUUCAACUCUCAGACAUCGGAAUCACGGAUUUUUUCAUAAAAUUUGCUGAUGUGAUGUGAUGUAUGGUUCCUUAUUUUUUAUUCUCCAAGGUCUCGGUUAAAGGACGUUCGACUCGAGGAUUUUGGCCUUUCAACGUCGUAGCGCCAGAGCGGCCUUCAGAUUACCCACAGACUACAACAGUAAUUGAUGGUAGGACGAUUGCGGAGGAAAUUACAUCAAGAAUAACUAGUGAAGUGAGAAAGAUGAAGAACUCUAUUGGAAGGGUUCCUGGCUUGGCUGUAAUCAUGGUCGGCCAAAGAAGGGACUCACAAACUUAUGUUCGUAACAAGAUAGCUGCAUGUGAAGAAGCUGGAAUCAAGUCAAAGAUUUCUACUUUGCCCGAAAGUUGUACAGAAUAUCAAGUUCUUAAUGCUUUGUCAUGUUUUCACGAAGAUCCAUCUAUUCAUGGUAUACUUGUGCAGCUACCUCUACCGCAACAUUUGGAUGAGGGAAAAAUUCUGAACUCCGUGCACCUAGAAAAAGAUGUCGAUGGCUUUCAUCCACUCAAUAUGGGGAAUCUUGCCUUGAGGGGCAGGGAGCCACUUUUCUUGCCCUGCACUCCCAAAGCUUGCAUUGAGUUGUUGAUCAGAUCCGGUGUUGAAAUCUCGGGGAAGAGAGCCGUGGUGAUUGGAACAAGUAAUAUUGUUGGAUUACCCACUUCCUUGCUCUUGCAGAGACACCACGCUACUGUCAGUAUUGUACAUGCAUUUACUAGGAAUCCUGAACAGAUUACUCGCGAAGCUGACAUAGUGGUUGCUGCUGCUGGAGUUCCUAAUCUGGUUCGUGGUCAUUGGCUUAAACCUGGUGCUGUAGUAAUUGACGUCGGGACAAAUCCAAUUGAGGAUCCUAGCUGCGAGCAUGGCUAUCGACUAAUCGGAGAUGUUUGCUACAACGAGGCAUCAAGAGUGGCAUCUGCCAUUACACCAGUUCCUGGCGGAGUUGGACCGAUGACGGUUGCUAUGCUCUUGCACAACACACUAGAAUCUGCCAAGCGAGUGUAUAACUACAUGCAAACCCCAACAUUAUUCCAGCAUAACGCACUCUUCUGAAGUUUUGGUUUCCUUGACACAUUCAUCUGUUCACGAAGACGAUACACUCCGAACAUAUUGUCAAACAAAGAAGACAAUAGGACCUUGUACAACUGGACCGACCGCUUUAAGUCGUGGAAGAAGAUUAUAAGCUUAUUGUCGUUUGAAAGAUUGCAAUCUUUUCUAUUUGUUCAAUUUUCUGUGACAUUUAUGAGAGAACAGAAGGUAUUACACAAGCUGAGGUCGAUUAAGAAAAUAACAUAUUUCCAUAAUUACAGUGAAUGCUUUUUUCGGUUAA
This is a messenger RNA of Momordica charantia (bitter melon), 1551 nucleotides long. RefSeq names its product Amino acid dehydrogenase family protein. The record is from RefSeq and is a predicted model, not a curated record. Gene Ontology annotation, biological process: tetrahydrofolate interconversion. Gene Ontology annotation, cellular component: cytosol. Lineage: Eukaryota; Viridiplantae; Streptophyta; Magnoliopsida; Cucurbitales; Cucurbitaceae. Gene Ontology annotation, molecular function: methylenetetrahydrofolate dehydrogenase (NADP+) activity; methenyltetrahydrofolate cyclohydrolase activity.